GAGCAACCGCAACGAGAAAGCCACCAAGAUUUAGCCCCCACUAUGAGUCGACGACUCUGGAUGCUAGAAGCUGGAUGGCACGACGGGCCUUAAGUUUCAUCCGGGCAGCGCUGUUUAGACAUCCAAAUUGAGGAAUUCAAGUGAUGCUGACUUCCUUGCGUGGCUGCUUGCCCUCACAUCUUCCCCUCUGAUCUGGACUUUGUGUUUCUUCGUCCCUACCAUGACCCCAUCCUGUUGACAAUGUGAAACAGAGUGGAUGCUGCUUUAUUCUCUGUCGUGAUGUCUUUCUCACCGCAGCAUCAACCAGGCCUCGGUUCAGGAUCCGACCCUUCCUCGUUCUCUAAAGGCGACGGAAACGAGGGUGUUCCUCCCCCAAUGGCUCAUAGCUAUGCCUCUCAGGACUCUCUAGCUCAUAGGAGCUGUAUCACUUGUCGCCGGAGGAAGGUUCGUUGCAACAAAAGAUCGCCAUGCUCACACUGCAUCAGGGCAGGCAUUGAAUGUAUCUUUCCUCCACCCGGUCGAGCCCCUCGCAAGACAAAGCGUUCACCCCCUGAGAACGCAGAGCUUCUUUUGCGGUUGCGACAGCUCGAGAGUAUAGUUGAAUCGGCCAUCACAAACCCAAACGCUCAGGCUGCGCCGUCCCCAUCCCAGCAGAGUAGUGAUCGCUCAAGUGGUGAACCGCCCAGUAAAUUUGGGAACGAAGGCCAGACUGUAUGCCCAAAAUCGAUGGGCCGGGAUCAACCGACCAGUCUAGAGCAUGAGUUCGGACGAUUGGUGAUUGAGGAUAAUCGGAGCCGAUAUGUGAGCAAUCGGUUUUGGGCUAGUCUUGGGGAUGAGAUUGAAGAACUGCAGGAUAUCCUUGAUCCUUCGUCUUCUGGAGAUGAUGACGACACUUCCCCCGGACCAACUUCCCACUACUCCACCACUCGCGAUGGAAUGCUGUUCGGCUUCUAUUCCAUUGCACGUUCUCUUCAAAGCUUCCAUCCAGCCCCCGGCAAGGUGCCGGUGCUAUGGCAGAUAUACGCGGAGAACGUGAAGCCGCUACUGCCCAUAGUUCAUGGCCCUGCUGCUCAGCAGCUUUUCACACAGGCUGCCCGGGUGCUGAAUGAUCUGAAUAAAGACAACGAGGCUCUGGUGCUUGCCAUGUACUUUGCAGCCAUUGUUAGCACGUCUAAUGAGCAAUGUAUGGCCCAGCUAGGAGAGGCGCGGGAUACACUUGUCAGCCGUUAUAGAUUCGCAGUGGAACAAGCUCUAUCCAAAGCUGGCCUCAUGAACACCCAAAGCCUGACGCUAAUGCAGGCUUUGGCAAUAUUUCUGAAUGCUGUCCGGCGAGAGGACGAUACGAAAUUCGUCUGGUCCAUGUCCGCUCUUGCACUCCGUCUGGCACAGGGACUUGGAUUGCAUCGAGACGGGAAUAACUUUGGUCUAAAACCAUUUGACGCAGAGAUGCGUCGAAGGCUGUGGUGGCACAUUGUCUUACUCGACCUAAGGUCAUCUGAGGAUCAUGGAACCGACGUGCAGAUUCAUGAUCAGAUGUUCGAUACCAAGCUUCCUCUGAAUAUAAACGACACUGAUAUAUACCCAGAACUGGAAGAGCGCCCGAAGGCACGGACGGAGUUCACGGACAUGAGUUUCUUUCUCAUACGAUGUGAUAUCUGCUAUGCUCUACGGCGAGUGUCCUAUAUUUGUCCUGAUGGUGCCUCUGCGGGGCACAUGGCCGGAAAUUGUGGGAAUGUUGUGCAGACUGUCAACCGGAACAUCGAGGAACAAUAUUUGAAACAUUGCGAUAUGACCGACCCGAUACAGUGGGUAAGUGCGACAGUUGCCCGCCUAGUACUUACAAAGAUGUGGCUGGUCAUCCAUCAUCCGAUGACUAGCUCUGAUCACGACUCGAAAAUAAGCAAUGAGUCUCGGGAGAGCUUGUUUAUCUCGUCCAUUGAAGUUGCCGAGUUUGCACGCUUGGUAAAGGAAGAUGAAAACACGAAGAAAUGGAGCUGGAUGUUCGACACUCAUAUGCAAUGGCACGCAAUUGCCAUGAUCCUAUCUGAGCUCUGUGUUCGUCCGUUGAGCCCCCUGACGAAUCGUGCAUGGCUAGCUGUGACGACAGUAUACGACGACUGGCUACGCACCGCGAAGCAGCGGAAAGGGAUGCUUUGGCGACCGCUUGCCCAGCUUAUGAAACGAGCCGGCGCACUGAGAGAGAAGCAACUAGCAGAACUACGUGCUCAUGUGGAAAACCAGCAGGGUGCGGCCCAAAACACCACUUCCACUCCAACCGUGUCGGGUCGACCCGCUAUAGGGUCAGCUUUCUCAUCGCAUUUCCCUGAGCACUCAAGACUGAUAUCUGCCGCGCCCCCACUGGAUCCGGACGCUUUUCACGGCCCGCUGGACUUCGAUGUGACUCAAGGCCCGGUCAAUCUUCUCAACGAUUUCUUCCCAGAGGGCAACUGGCUUGCUACUCCUGGGAAUCUUGACCAAGCUCAACCGCAUCCACGACCGCCGUCGACUGUUCCAUUGUCCAUGUCAGCUAUCCCAGAACUACAAUCUACCCCUGGCAUCAGCCACCCAGAAUGGGACCAGGUAUUGCGGGAUUUCCAGGUUGACAUGCAAGACAUGCCGGCCCCUCCAAUGGAUGAUAUUACGGGUUGGAUCACUUGAUCCUAGCACGGGAGGAUCGCCUUAUCGUCUGUCUUCGGUUGUUCCCGCAACGAGGGCCUUCGUAUGAGGAUAUUUCACGGUUGUCAUGGAGUCUUUCUGGUUUGUGAUUGAACACUGGUUAUUGAAUAUGACGACCGAGAUCCUGUUUCUAUAUAUACCAUCGCCUCUCCAAGUUUAUAGACAAUUUUAUUACACUCUUAACUCCUCUCUCAAAUGAUCCUAUACAACAAUAUCUUGUGGAAAGUCACCAAAGUCGAGUGAAAGGCACGGAGGGCUUCUUAUAUCCUAUUAUCUUCGUGUAAUUCUCCAGAGCCUAAACAGUAUUCUCCGGAGACUGUUCAAACAAUCCCACGAAUCGCAAUUUGAAUCAAGCUCUCUGAAUCGAAGGAUUCGUCACC
Aspergillus calidoustus is the source of this 3056-nucleotide messenger RNA. The record is from the annotation of a GenBank genome assembly. NCBI's taxonomy places the organism in Eukaryota, Fungi, Ascomycota, Eurotiomycetes, Eurotiales, Aspergillaceae.